Somion occarium is the source of this 854-nucleotide messenger RNA. The record is from the annotation of a GenBank genome assembly. Lineage: Eukaryota; Fungi; Basidiomycota; Agaricomycetes; Polyporales; Cerrenaceae.
AAGACAUUUUGACCUUGAACUCGACCCACCAUAUAGCAGUACUAGCCAUGGCCGAACAAGACGAAUCUGCGAAGCUAUGGAAAGUCAAUAGGACUAUACAUGAACUCGUCAAAGACAGAGGCUUCCAAGUCUCCGAUGAAGAACUUAACAUGGACCUUGGAACCUUUCGGUCGCAUUAUUCAAAUAGCAGUGGGAGCGUAGACCGUGCGCAACUAAAUUUCUUCACGAAUCACAAGGACAAUCCUAUGGACCAGAUUUUCAUUUUCUUCACGGACGAGAAGAGCGUUGGCGUAAAGACGAUGCGAAAGGUGAUUACUAUCCUGGAAGAGAAGAAUAUCCAGCGAGGCAUCAUUGUCUUUCCCGGGAACAUGACUCCUUCUGCGCGAAAAGUUAUCGUUGCAAUGGCGCAACAAUACAAACUAGAAGAAUUCUCAGAAUCAGAUCUUCUUGUCAAUAUUACGCAUCACACUCUUGUUCCAAAACACGAAGUCCUCACCGCGGAGCAGAAAAAGACACUACUGGACAAGUAUCGUCUGAAAGAGACCCAACUACCUCGAAUCCAGCUGGCGGAUCCUGUCGCACGAUACUAUGGCCUUCGUCGAGGGAAUGUUGUCAAAAUCACAAGGCCAAGUGAGACGAGUGGACGAUACGCCAGCUACCGGAUAUGUUUCUAGUUUGUCGUCGGUUUCGGUGUUAGGCUCGGCUUCUUCGUUUGUUGUUUCAGUCCGCUACGUGUUCUUUUCCUUUCUCUCUGUUGCUUUGCAUUUUCAAGUCUAGGUGCUGCAUAAUGUAUUAUAUAUGCCAUGUUCUAUUCUCUUGCCCGAUGGUGAAGCGCCUCAAGAUCUCCCCACUUC